Molecule: messenger RNA, 4122 nt
Organism: Colletotrichum orchidophilum
Lineage: Eukaryota; Fungi; Ascomycota; Sordariomycetes; Glomerellales; Glomerellaceae
Exons: 3
Coding region: 1-4122 (1373 amino acids)
Source: RefSeq, a predicted model, not a curated record
AUGCCUGGCCCCGUCGCGUCGACCCGCGACCUGUUUGUAGCCCAGCCGAAGAGCAUCCAUCGAAAGCCUGUGGGCUCGGCGCAGUACGAAGCUGUUGGGGUUCAGGAUGACGAUGAGCGAGAUGAGGGGUACCAGGGCCAAGAUGGCCGUAUACGAUGCCGCCAAAACCCGACCUCGGACGAGCGCAGAGCGUUGAUGGGCGAGCCUUUCAAUUUCACAGAUAUCCGCGGACACGACGACGACUCUUUCUUGUCCCUAGAGAACGACCAUGUUUCUGCAAACUCUCAGAAGAAAGGCAGCCCUCGCGUGUCCGAGUUUUGCUAUAGCAACAGUCCAACUCCUUCGCAAUGGUCAGAAGAGUCGCGGCCUCGCAUGUGGAACCCAGUGUGGUUGAGGAAGACGGUGCUCGUCAUCUUUGCAGUGUGUUUUCUCGCCAUGCUUUUGACGACGGCUCUACUCUACCACUUCUCCGUCCAAAAUCGUGGGUUGAGCGCUCAGCAGGAAGUCAACCACUAUGGCUGGAAGUACGGGCCCACAGCCGUCCUCGUAGUCGUUGCUGCCUUGUGGCGACAAGUAGACCACGCCAACAAGAUCUUGAUGCCGUGGAAAGAACUACGAAGCGGCCUGUCUGCUAUACACAAGACGCUUCUCCUGGACUAUGUCUCGCCACUUGUGACAAACAGCUUAUGGAAAGCAAUCAAAAACCGCCAUUGGGCUGUCGUUAGUAGCAUUGUUGGCUGGGCUUUGAUUCUUCUGACGACCGUGUUCUCUACGGGUUUACUCAUCCUCGAGACGACAGAAGUCACAAAAGACAAUGUCGAGAUUGUAAUGACGACGAGCUUCGACGCCGACGGGUUCGAUCUGACCACUGUAGGACCGGGCCCAGCCCAGGUAUACUACGCCAUCAACUUCCAAAACUUGCCCUAUCCAUCCGGGACAUCGGAAGACAUGGUCAUCCCCCAGCUCAAUGCCCUGGGAAAUGGUCGUCCUGACGCCAAUUUCACUGCCACAACGCCGGGUGCCAAGAUUGGGUUCAGCUGCGAGACUCUUCCCAUACAGAAUGCGACCCAAACCUCGCUGCCAUGGUUCAGCAUCAAUGGCGGCUUCUGGGUGGUUAACGUCACCACCCCCGAGUGCAACAUCACCCGCGCCAUCGUUGCCGCCGGCCCAGACCACAAUAUCUACGCGCAGCGAAACGCCACCCAAAAUUACCAAGCAUGGUAUCAGGACUAUACCUGCAAUAAUGAUGUGGAUUGGAGCGCGCCGCUGAACCCUCCUUUGACGAAAUAUACCACCGAGCAACUGACCAAUACCAGCCUUCCGCACCGGAUGCUGUUCACAGUGGCGGAUCUGCGAUUUUCUCCCAUGGACACGAGGCUCAACGGGCCCGCAUUCAUCUACAUGGAGAAAAUGGUGGCGGUCAUGUGUCAGUACAAUUACACUAUGAGCAAUUAUGAGGUCAAAUCGACCACCCUUGCCGGUGCCAAAUCGGAGGCUGUCCUGCAGAGUGCCAACCGAGAGACGAACGCGACUGAUAGUAUCGCCGGCUUUCCGAAUGGCUAUCUUGGUAUCUCAGUUGGUACUGCUGCGGAAACGACCAAGAUUGGCGACGGAGGGGUAGACUAUGUCUUGUCGACAUCCGUUCCAACAUUCUUUCUGAUGAUGAAGAUGAAGCGGGGUUUGUCCACUAUAGGAUCUUUCAUGGAUCCAGAACUCCUGAUUUCCGCCGCAUCUGAAGUGUUCAAGGGUGUAGGCGCUCAGGUGCUGUCUCAGACGUCCCUGAAGCCUACCAAUACGACAACACAGGGAUCCAUCACGUACCUGGAGAACCGCCUGCAUGUCAAAGGCCUGUCGACAGCUUUGAUGUGUUCCUUUUUGGGCAUUCUCACACUCAUCAGCAUUGGCAUGAUCUUCCUUCGGCCUCAGAAUGUUGCACCGAGAGAACCGGGAUCGAUCGCAGCAAGUGUAACAAUACUGGCGGCUAGUCCAGAUCUGACCGAGCUAUUCACUGGCCUGGGAUCAGCACGCACAAGCUUGAUUCGAGAAAGACUAUCCGGGCUUCUGUUCAAGGCGUCGCUGCAACCUGGGCCUGAGAUCACAUAUACAAUUGAGCCUAGCUGCGGUCAACUGGAGCCUUCACGUGGCGGAAUGCCAAGGGAAAACCAGUCGAUCUGUUGGUGGCGCCCCUUGGCGGGGGCUCCAUGGUUCCUAGCACUCAGUGUUUGUUUACCCUUGAUGGCUGUGGCGUCGUUGGAAGUUAUCCAGCGCCUGUCAGACGAUCGAGAUGGGUUCUUGGAGGUGGGCACGAAGACCUCCACCGUCUUGGCCACAUACAUACCUGCUGCCGUGGCCAUUUCCUUGGCCGGCAUGUACUCAAGUUUCGAGGCAAUGGCUGCCAUUUUUGCGCCAUUUGCUGCGCUCAAGAAGCGAAACGCCAUUGCCAGUCGCUCUGUGUUCUUGAAUCUCACCGGCAAGAUGGCACCUCACGCCAUAUGGGAUUCUAUGCGGUCACGCCAUUUCGGCGUCACUGCCAUUCUCGUGGCCAACAUUAUGGCUGGAUUCUUGACCAUUGUAGUCUCGGGCCUCUAUAGCGUCUUGGCCGUGCAGCAGGUCGAAGGCGUUGCUCUGCAGCAAAUGGACACGUUCCGACUCGACCAGACCAAUCUGUGGGCCGAAGAUAAUCAGGCAACUGCAAUUACAUCACUGAUCGAAUACGUCAACCUCCCAGAUCCCAAAUGGACGUCAGGUGACCUGGUUCUCAAUGAGAUGAAGCCACUGGGUCUCCGCAAUGAGACCAUCGCGAACGGUCAGGUUCCACUGUCAGCUAAGAUGACGGGGAUCCGGGGCAACUUGAAUUGCUCCGUGAUACCUGCCAAGCAACGGGAAGUUAGGCCGCUGGUGUUUGAUAGAGACACUCUGCAGGUUCGUCUAGGCGGAAUGGGCAGCCCGGUGAACAUCAAUAACGAAACUGUCCUGCUUGCCAUAAAUACCACCCUGCCAUGGAUGUGUGGACGCAGGACGACGAACGUGACGUCUAAGACGUGGAUGCAAUACUUUCAAGUCCCAAGCUUGGGGCAACCGGUAUACCUCGGAAAGGCCUCAAUCAUGAUAUGGAGUGCUUUGAACUCGAGUCUCGUCUACGGCGACGGAGCAAUCAACACGAGCCCAUCCGCCGGCAAUGGUUUCCCGACGACGGACUUUAACCUCGGGGGAAUGGGCUGUCCUACGGUGGCGGUGACAAUUGGAACCGCGAGGGCCGUCCCCAAGAAGGAAAAGUACAGGAAUACGACGAGGACCAGCUACGACGUCGAAAGCGACCUGGCAACAAUCGUAUGCCACCAGAACAUUGAAGAGGUCGAAACCAACGUCACGUUCAACGCCCCGGACAUGACGCUCAGCAAGACAUUGCCGCCGGUGGUGGACGAGUCGACGAAGCAGCUUCUGCGGGCGCCAGAAUCAGACACGACGUCCUUUAAGUUCUCCCUGAAUGGCUUCUUCUUGGAUCUUGCCAGCUCGGCCCGGAACGCGACGAUUCAGGGACCAAACGGGACUGAUAUGCAGAACUACUCCAGCCUCAUUGACCCAUUUACGCGGGCACUCGUCCUGGGUAGGAACGGGCGGCCGAUCGAGGAGCUAGCAGGGGAGAGAAAUUCCCAAAAUCUCGUGGAGGCUUCCAAUGGGCUUUACAAGACGUACAUUGCGCAAGCUAUCGCGGCCAACAUGCGCAAUACCACGACCGGCACGGGAUCGAGCCGUCUGCCCACGUCCCAAGGCCUCCUGGUGUCGCAGAAUGCGCGACGGCUGCACCAAAAUGCGGGGCCUAAGAUUGCCCUGCAGGCGAUGCUGGGCGUCAUGGCGAUGUGUAUCGUCGUCUCCCGGCUGUUGAUUGACGUGAACGGGGUGCUGCCGCAUGACCCUUGCUCGAUCGCGGGGACGGCGACGAUGCUUGCUGGGAGCGAGAUGGCGACGAGGAGGGUAGUGCCGGAGGGGGCGGAGUGGAGGGGUGACGGGGAGCUUGGUCGGGCUGGGGUGUUUGGCGGCGCGAUGAGGUUUGGGAUUGGGUGGUGGCGGGACGGAGGCAAUAUGAGGUUUGGGAUUGAUGUUGAGGAAGAGAAGGCGUAA